Messenger RNA from Theileria annulata, 2604 nucleotides. RefSeq lists its product as uncharacterized. The transcript has a single exon. The record is from RefSeq and is a predicted model, not a curated record. The coding region runs from base 1 to 2604 and encodes 867 amino acids. Lineage: Eukaryota; Apicomplexa; Aconoidasida; Piroplasmida; Theileriidae.
AUGAAAAUGUUCUCAGUCUUCAGCUUGUUGUUCGUGUUUUUAUCAUUAAGGUUCGUCAAUUGCAAUGUUGAGGGCUUCAAGCUCCGACUAGACGAACCUGACGAAAACGUUUUCAAAGUUAAAACGUCCCAAUUUGACAAUAUUCGCUACAAACAUUACACUCCUCUUAAACACAAUUACAUUGUUAGCGUCCUAGAUUCUGAUUAUAAAGUCUGGGAGUCAGACGGUUUCGAAACUUGUGUAUAUUCUUUAUUGGCAUAUAGGAAACAAUUACCCUAUUUGCUUUAUUUCCAGGUUGACUCAGGUCAUACACUUCAGCAUUUCUAUUAUGUGAAGGAGUUGAAUCGUUGGAAAAAGAUUGACAUAAACAAUUAUUGCAAUCUUUUGAAAGAGGUUAAAAAUGAGGUUAUAGUUAACGGAGUUUUUGGUUAUAAUCUUUUUAACGCAGUUCGUAACAGUAUGAUGUCAGUUGAAAAUGCUUCAGAAGACGUUCCUUAUACACAAUUUACCUCAACUAUAGGAUACUUAGCUCAUUACGUGUACUUUAAAACCCACAAGCUUUGGAGUUCUAAAGCUCCUGGCGAAAGAUGUGCAGCGGCCUUUUGUUACUCACAUUCAGACCAAUAUUACAUGGUAAGACUUCUGAUAACGAAUGCAAAUGAGGAGUCGAAACUGGAAACCUUUUUCAAUAUAAAAGGUAAAUGGGUACAUGUACACACAUUGGAUGAGGUCCAUGACAAAAAAUUGUAUGUUCAGAAGCCAGAGUCUUUCAAAUAUCCAAACUAUACUUUUACAUGUAAACCAGUUGAUUUCAAUAAAGUACAAACUUUACACACUAAGGUAGAUGAGCCAGAUGAAUUUGAGUCGGAUAAAUCUGGUGAACCUUACUUUGAUUUAACUGAUGAAUUUUACAAGUAUAAAGUCCAGUAUGAAGAUACAGAUAAUACAUUUGGAUUUCAUGAUCACGUUCAUUCACAUGACUACGUUGAUCGUGUUGAAUCUGCAUGCCAAGAACCAUACUUUGAUCUUACGUCAACACCUGAUACCUCACACUCUUCUGAUUAUGAUGACAGUGGAGAAAUGUUUGAUAAGUGUGUUAGCGCAUCGGGACUAAGGUCGGAUUACACUACAAAAUUGGACAUAUCAAUAGCUGGGAUAAAUCUGUUUACACAGCUAAGAUGUGUCGAUAAUGUGUUUUAUAAGGUAUACAAUCCAACGCCCGACUCAGUGCUGAGUACGGUAGUUGACUGUAAGAGUGAGAUUUGGAAGGCUAAAUCUGAGUCUGAGAGAUGUGUGCAUGUUCUGGCACCUCAGAAAGAGGGUCAACACAUGGCACUUUACCUAAUUUUGGAAGUUGAAUCUGAGUUUAAAACUUUGUUUUUCGAGAAAAUUAAUGGGAAAUGGAUUAGUUCUAACUUGGAAAAAUAUAAGAAGAUAAUUGCCAGUCUCAAGGAGAAUGUUGUCAAUGAAGCAAUUACCAUAGAUUUAAGGUCGAAGACUGAAUCAAGCCUUUAUUCAGUGGAGUAUAAGUUUGGCAAGAAUCCCUACUUACUUUAUUUGCCGAGUUUUGGAACGUCUUGUAAUAAAUUAGUCGAUGGUUCUCAGACCAUCUGGGAAUCCUCAAAUGCAUUUGACAGAUGUGUCGCAGUUUGGUCAUAUGAGAGUUGGGCCAAGCCUUACAUGGUAAAGGUAUUGAUCCAAUUUAGUGAUGGCUCUUCUGAUGUCCUAUCAUUUCUUAAUGCCAGGAAUCAGUGGGAUCUCUUCAGCUCAUUUAAACGAUCGUUUGCCAAUAAAAUGCCCUUCAAAAAACCACUCGACUUUUAUAAUCCCGAAUAUCUCUUCAAUCAAGAUAUUACACAUUACACUACAGUUAAUACUGUUACUUCGUCUGAAAGUACAGUAGAAACUACUUUAGUUGAUAAUACAAAAUUAGUUGAUAAUACACAUGAUAGUGAGAGUACAAAACUAAGUGAGAAUACAAAACUAAAUGAGAGGGAUUAUGUAAAUUCAUUAACUGAGGAAUUUAAUAAAAUGAAUCUAAAUUAUGAACAUAAAGAUUCGUACAAUAUGUACAUUAAUUCAGAUUCAAAUGAGAUGAAAUCUUUAGAUUCAAAUACUGAAAUGCAUGAGUUUAAAUUGGGAUCAAGAACUGAAAAGGCAGUUCAGAACGCAGUAGUCGAUAAGAUUUGUAAUAGAAAGUUAGUAACUCAAAAGUAUAAAAUAUAUUAUAAACCAAUUUCAGCAAAAGAUUGUGUCCAUUUGGACAUAUCAAUGCCCGUGAAUCUUAAUAGCUAUGAAGCAGUUUCAGCAGAGUUUGAUGGUAGAUUAUUAUUACUCAGCUAUAGAGCAUUACCGGGUAAAUACUUUAGAGCCGUUUAUGACGGAAUUGAUGUAAUAUUCCUGGGAAAUCACACAACUCACCUCUGCUAUGAGUUUAAUGUAUACUUAAAAAACAAGGUCUUCUACCUUGCAGAUGCGCUAGUCAGAGUAAAAAACGAAGACGUAACAUUGCACCUCAAAAAAACCAGUAAUGGUUGGGAGUACAUUGAUCAGGAAACUUUCCUUGAAUCAGUUGAAAUUUUGAAAAAGUCAUCUAAUAGAUGA